UGAAUGUUUUCACUGAGACGCCCAGAGGUGAUGCAUGCACAGAGCAUCUGACUUCUAAAUGAUCAGAAAGGCAGAGCAGAUGAGGACAUGUUUGUGCAGUGUUACAGGCAGGCUGCUGGUUCUGCAGGAAUUCAUAAGUGACAAGAAUCUCUGCACAAGUUUUGUUGCAUCAUGAGGAAAUGAGAGGACCUGUGUUGAAGACAUGCGUUUCUUUCGGAGCAAAAAGUGGACUAAUAUCCAACUUCAGCAAUGACUAACAGAAUAAAUCUAACUACAAACCUAUUCAUCUCUGUUGAUUUCUCACUCCAAAGCAACCACACAGGCAUCCCCACCUCCUCUCCCCUCUCCAACCGCACCAGCGUGGAGGCAGAGAAGCACAAUGCCACUUCCCGUUCACGCGGAAACCCCACAGCCGCCUGCCUCACCAUGACUCUGGGGAUUGUGUUCAAUGUCGCGGCCCUCAUCAUUCUCGCCAAGGCUUACAACCGCUUCCGGCGGCGCUCCAAAGCUACUUUCCUGUUCCUCGCCAGCUCCCUGGUAGUGACUGAUCUGGCUGGUCAUGUUAUACCUGGAGCCCUGGUACUGAAAAGGUACUCAGCAGGGGCCGAGGCCUCGUCUGUCGAUCCCGCCUCCAACCUUUGCAGGGAUCCUGAUGCUUUGUGUCUGUUUCUGGGGGGUUGCAUGGUGUUUUUUGGGCUGUGCCCACUCUUCCUGGGCUGUGUGAUGGCCGCUGAGCGCUGCCUGGGGGUCACCCGGCCCCUCUUACAUGCUCAUUUGGUCACCAGAGCACGGACGAAGAUGGCACUGGCUCUUAUUUGGCUGCUGGCUUUAUGUGUGGCCCUUCUGCCUUUCUUCAGGGUGGGGACAUAUACUUUCCAGUACCCUGGGAGCUGGUGCUUUAUCCGAGUGUUGGAGAACACUGAAUUGACAGACCUGGCCUUCACGUGCCUCUUCUCUGGACUGGGUUUAAGCUCUCUUGCCGUGGCCUUCGUGUGCAACACCAUCAGUGGAAUCACACUCGUGAGAUAUAAGCUACGAAAGCAGUCGUGCACCCACCGACGCUCUGCACGGACCCAUGACACUGAGAUGGUGGUCCAGCUGGUUGGUAUCAUGGUCACUUCCUGCAUCUGCUGGAGCCCUCUGCUGAUCUUUGGACUAAUGUCAGCGUCUCAGUCUUACAGCGGCUUCAUAAGCAAUAACAUGGACUCCUACAGGGGGCUACUGGUGACAGGUGUCAGGAUGGCCACCUGUAACCAGAUCCUGGACCCAUGGGUCUACAUCCUGCUGCGACGUGCCAUCCUCAAGAAGAUCUACCACAUCACCAAAAGACGGGCAAGCUUUCAGAGAAGCACAUUCCGCUCCAUCCGCUGGGAGAUCAGCUCAUUUCAGAGCUCAGACAAAAACAAUUCUAAAAAGGCUAAUGGACUUACCAAGACUUAAAAUGGAUACUGUGUAUCAAUUCUUAAGGGAUUCCAUCUCAGCACUAGUCAAGACAUCCACCCAUCAGAAAAGAAUUUGAAAUUACAAAUGUUUCUCUUCUGUUGGAGAUGAGGAAAGAACAUGAAUAUGAAGUAUUAUGUAUUAUUAUCCCAUGUGUUAAUAAUUGGGGGAAAAAAUGUUGGCAGGCUGAUAAUAAGCAAUGUUCCUGUAAGUAGAGCCCAACCAAUAUAUCAGCUAGCCGAUAAUAUUGGCCAAAAUGAGCAUUUCACAAACAUAUUGACAUCUGCAUUGUUUUUUUCUAAGAUCAAAACUUUUAUUUUACUGAAUAAACAAUGCAGAAAAACAUUUUGGCUGUUGGAAAUGGGGUCAUGGCAGAGUUUUUCCAGCAGAGGGAGAUCUGAUGGCACUGCUUACAACUCUCAAGCAUGGCUGGAACCCCCAUCACUCCUUGGUCACAUUACUAUUGAAGAUGGAGACAAAGAUAUGAGACAUCAUUCAUUUUUGAUCGGCGUGGGCCUUUUACAUUGGCAAGAGACAAGUGAUCACUCUGCAAUCAGCUAGGUGGGGCCAGAGUAGACAAAAAGUUUAUUUUAUACAAUUGCUUAGUGACGCAACACAGCUACUGCCAAUCCAAGUGAAGGUAGCAUGACGGAAGCGUGACAUACAUUGGUUGAUUGUUGGUUAUAUUUGUAGUUAUUUAUAAUAAAAUUUGCAUUUAAACAUCAAGCUUCAAUAACAUUUCUUUGUCAUAAGGGUUUGAUCAUGAAAUAUUUGGAGUUGUUGCCAUUUUAUGUGCAUAUUGGAAGAUAUAUCAGUAUCGUAAAUGUUUUAUUACCCAAUAUUAACACCCCCCCCCCCCCCCCCCCCCCCCAAAAAAAAAACAAAAAAAAAAAAACAUAUUGUUCGGGCUCUACCUGCAAGUAUAAGCUAAACCACAAGUGGAAAAAAGCUUUUUGUCCACUGAAAAUGGUGCAUACAUGAAUGCUCACAUUAUAACAAGACACAAUUUUUCAUUUGUCCAAUAACACACAUGCAUGUUAGAUAGAGAGAACAAUCAACUGCAUUUUGUAAACAUACCCAUAAAUCCAGUCAUUCCCAAAAUUUACAAGUCAAUACCCAAUGAACAAGUCCAAACAGGAAAAGUUAUGAACUACACCAUUAUAUAUCUACUUGUUCAACUGUCUAACAACAGAAAACAAACAUAUAGAGAAAAGGAAAACUGAAUUGUCAGUUUGGCUACAUUGAAACACACUAUAAGUGAUGAGGGACAG
This is a messenger RNA of Thalassophryne amazonica, 2711 nucleotides long. RefSeq names its product prostaglandin E2 receptor EP1 subtype-like. Gene Ontology annotation, biological process: adenylate cyclase-activating G protein-coupled receptor signaling pathway; positive regulation of cytosolic calcium ion concentration; inflammatory response. The transcript has 3 exons. Gene Ontology annotation, molecular function: thromboxane receptor activity; prostaglandin E receptor activity. Gene Ontology annotation, cellular component: plasma membrane. The record is from RefSeq and is a predicted model, not a curated record. Lineage: Eukaryota; Metazoa; Chordata; Actinopteri; Batrachoidiformes; Batrachoididae. Bases 250 to 1440 code for a protein of 396 amino acids.